CUGCAAGCCUCGCCGCUCUUCCUUCCUCUUCCUCAGGAACUGAGCUCCGACUUGACCCCGGUGGCCUCUCGUCUACUAGUGUACAUGUACUUAUUCUCUCUCUCGGGCACCUACCUCAGGGAAUAGGAUACCACACUUUCCCAUUGGUCAAACCGGAGAACGGUAUCAAAGCCCGUCACCUACUGCUCACUUCGUUUCGCCCCAUGGGUCUGCGCCGUGGUGGCUCCACUUUGUCGAACUUCGACUCUCCACGCAGGUCGGCAGCUAGUAAAACUCGGACUUCCAGAUAGUGGUCCCGCUUGCCUACCGACGGCCAACACUCACAUAUCACACCCCACCAUUCGACAGCUCAGACUACCACCACCAUCACCGCCAUGACGGUCCAACCUCCCCUACCCAUCACAGAAGCCGGCGCCUCUGCCCCCCUUGCGCCGCGCGCAUAUCAGCAGGAGCUGUUUAGGAAGGCAGUUGCCGGGAAUGUUAUCGCCGUGUUGGACACGGGGGCCGGAAAGACAUUGAUAGCUGUGAUGCUCCUAAAGCAUAUGACGAGUCUGAAACAACAACGAGCGGCAAAGCGGCCAAGUAUCUUCCUGGUCCCACUUGUGCCGCUAGUUCUGCAACAGGAGGCAUAUAUCAGAUUCAACUGUCAGCUGAAUGUGAAGCACUACUAUGGGUCCAUGGGUGUCGACGACUGGAAUUAUAAACGGUGGCAAACAGAGAUCUCGGAAGCCGACGUUAUGGUCAUGACAGCUGAUAUCUUUAGGCUGAUUUUGAAUCGAGGUCACAUCUCCAUGGAAAGGGUCACCCUCAUUAUAUUCGACGAAGCGCACCACGCGAGGAAGAACCACAGCUACAAUCAAAUCAUGUCCCAUCAUUACCAGCGCUGCCCCGUGGAGUUGCGGCCCAAAAUCUUCGGCAUGACAGCGUCCCCUACGUUUGCCAAACAAGACUCGAAAGACGCCAUAGAUCAACUUGAAACCAAUCUCGACUGCAAAGCAUACACAGUCCACACCGAUAGUAUGGCCGGUCACGUCAGCAGGCCUGACGAGGAAAUCGUCUACUACAGGGGGGUAUCUGAUGCGUUUCUCCCGGCGAUCUACUAUCUCAUACGUGCUGCGGCAGGUCCUGCAUACCACAUGCUGGAAAAGGCGAUGGACAACGCGUUGGAGUUUUGCGAACAGCUCGGGUCAUGGUGUGCUGCCCGGGCCUUGGAGAAGGCGAUUGCCGACGCGCAUGACAAGCUGCAUCUGCUCGCGUUUAUGCGCAAAACGAACGCGCAUCUGAGGGUUGGCGUGGACGAGGCUGUCGAACGGAAGGUGAUGGAGAAGGUUCAAAGGCUCAAAACGUAUAUCGAACUGGCUCCGAAUUGGGGAGGGACAGGCUCUGCACCGCAUAUCGAAGAGGUGUCCCCGAAGGUCCACACCUUGAUCAAGAUCCUGUUGGGCUACAAAGACGAAGCCGCCACAUUCUGCGGGAUCGUCUUUGUGCAGAAGCGAUCCACAGCCACUGCUCUCCAAGCAUUGAUCGAAAAGUGGCCUGGCCUGGGCUUUCUCAAAAGCUCAAUCCUGGUCGGGCACGGCCGCGGAAAAUCAAGCACCGUCCUCGACGUCAACAUGCAAAUCAAGGAACAGAAACGCAUCGUCGGCCAGUUUCGUACGGGUGAGCUCAACCUCCUCAUCGCAACUCGUGUGGCCGAAGAAGGCCUGGAUAUCCGGGAAUGCAUGCUGGUCAUCCGCUUCGAUGCGAACGGGACGCUGACGAACUUUAUCCAGUCGCGUGGGCGCGCUCGGCAUAUCAAAUCACGGUUCGUCACCCUUUCUAAUAUCGAGAACCCGUCGGAGGCUAUUGAUAUCGCUGCGUUGAAGAGGGAGGAGGAGCGUAUGCGGAACGUUCUGUUCGACCGUGCGGUUGAUAACGACAUGGAGGAUGACAGUCCGUAUGAUCACAACCUGCAGCUGUCGGAGGAUGAGAUAUAUCACAUUGAAAGCACGGGCGCGACAGUGACGAUAUUCGGCGCCAUCGGCGGAUUGGAGCAUUACUGCUCGUUGUUACCCAAGGACGCGUUUGCCCUCAGCCGGCCAAUCUUCGAAGAGGAGCCGGUCUCUUUUGCGGAAGGCGCGUACAUUGGCCCUGGGUACCUGGGAAACGUCACACUACCCAUGGCCGCCCCGAAAUCCACUCGCUUCAUCCGCGGGAAGGUCGUAACUAGUAAACGGGCGGCGAAACGCUGGGCGGCGUUUGAAGCCAUCAAAGUCCUCCACCGGGCCGGGGAGCUCGAUGACCGGCUCAAACCGUUCAAAAUCCAGCCUGUUCUUGACGAUGCUGAGAUGGAUCUUCUGGAGAGUCAGAAGGGGAGGAUGAAGAAGGUCAAGAAGAAGCAGCGGAAGAUUAUGGAGUUCCGGAUGCGGACACCGAGCUUGCUGCAGGGACAGUGGGAUUCGUCCGUGGGCGCGUGGCUUACAAAGAUUACAUUGGACAGCGAUACUCCGGGGGUGCCUACAGAGCCGUUGCAGUUCGGGUUGCUGAGUGUUGGGGACCGGCCGCUGCCAUCGGAAUCGUUCGACUUUAUACUUGCGGAGCAGAAUGUGACGAUGACCACUACAACGUAUGCGACGAGGGUCAUCAUGACCGAUGAGAAGCUGAGACAGACGAAGAAGUUCCACUCUGUGUUCUUCAGAGGGAUUCUAAGGAGUGAUGUACCCGACGACGGCGACUGGGCUACUAUCGUCGUUCCAACCACAGCGCCCAAGAGCACUGACAUUCUGCAUGAAUUGAACACGGACCCGAACGCUGCAAUCGACUGGGAAGCCAUCCAAAUCGCGUGUCAGGGGCAUCAACCCGUCCUCGACGACCCGAACUUUCUCAAACGGGACGAUAUUGCGAACUUUGCUGUCUUUGAUCGUGUCUUUUACAAACGCGUGUACUUAAUCACCCGCGUCGUUCCAGAGACCACACCCUUCUCAGACUUGCCUACAGGCAACGCCCCGCACGUCGCAGGUUUCUACCAGACCCGUCUUCAAUGCCGCGAGAAGAUCCUGGAGGACCAACUCAUCAUCGAAGCCCGAUCGCUACCGUACAUCACCCAAAGCGCCAGCACUCAGGAGAGCUUGGCGGCAAAGUUCCUCAUCCCGCAGUUCUGUACCAUCUUCCCCAUCCCGGCGCGACUCCUCCAGGGCAAUGCGCUGCAUCUCCCUCUGAUCGUGCAGUACUUGCAUCACCGGCUCGUGGCGCGAGAUCUGAAGUACCUCGCGGUCGAGCGCGCGGAAGAGGGGCAGAUCGUCGACGACGAGAGUUAUAGGGAACUCAGCGGUACCGUGUCGGAUCUGCAGACGGCGCUAACUGCCCCGGUCGCAAACCCGGUGUUCAACUACGAGCGGCUGGAGACGCUCGGCGACAGUUUCCUGAAGGUGCAUCAGAGCAUACAUCUGUUUGUUAUGUACCCGGAGUGGCAUGAAGGGCAUUUAUCGCAGAAGCGGAAUAACAUGGAGAAGAACUCGGCGUUGAGGGAACGGGCUGGGGAGGUUGAGCUCGAGACGUAUGUUCUUGGGACCGCACUGUCGAGGAAGGAAUGGACGCCGCCUUUGCAACGGGGCGAGGGCGGGGCCACGCAACGGUUGAGUGAUAAGACGGUCGCGGAUGUUGUGGAGGCCAUCAUUGGCGCUUGUGUGCUAAGAGGCGGAGAGCUCGGGGGCGCCAAGGCCGUCAAGAAGCUGCUUGGAGGCGAUUACGAGAUCGAUUGGGCGCGGUACUGUGCUAUAUACAAAGAGAGGCGGAAGAGCGGCGAGUUUAGGACGCCCGGGGUGGAUGUUGCCGAACGGGAAUUGGGGUAUAAAUUCAAGGACCCGUCGUUGUGCAUGGAGGCGCUCACGCAUGCCUCGGCGGCCCAACUUGCUCUGCAGACCGAUUGUUAUCAACGUCUCGAGUUCCUGGGUGACUCGGUGCUGGGGUUCGUCGUGACGCGAUACCUGUACAUAUUGGAACCCCCACUCGACCCGGGCCAGAUCUCGCAUCUGCGGUCCGAGCUGGUCAACAACCAGUUCCUGGCUGUUGUCUCGUGGAACAUGUCGGCCGACGACACACCCUUAGACCCGGACGCAUCCUUCACAUCCACCAGAACAACCUCAACCACAACCACCCACACCUCCACCUCCUCCACCUCCUCGCAACUCUUCUGGAACGCGCUAGACUCGGCGCCCAAAGCCGCCGGCGACGUCUACGAGUCCAUGAUCGGCGCCGUGUUCAUCGACUCGGGAUUCUUGCUCGAUACCGUCGCGCGUGUUGUGCAUGAUACGCUCAUCAAGCCGUAUUGGGCAAGGUUUGAGAGG
Molecule: messenger RNA, 4325 nt
Organism: Fimicolochytrium jonesii
Lineage: Eukaryota; Fungi; Chytridiomycota; Chytridiomycetes; Spizellomycetales; Powellomycetaceae
Exons: 4
Biological process (GO): siRNA processing
Cellular component (GO): RISC complex; nucleus; cytoplasm
Molecular function (GO): RNA binding; ribonuclease III activity; ATP binding
Source: RefSeq, a predicted model, not a curated record